UUUGCAAUAUGCUAUUUUAGUGGAAUUUGCAAAAAAUGUAUUAUACCAAAGUGUUAAAAUUAAUCCUAGUAUCAGUUACAGCAUGCAACUGCGUCAAAGUGGAUAUGCAAGGAUCUCUAAGUCUAGGAAGAGAUGUUAUUGAGACGCUGUCUCGUUUCUUAGGACAAAAUUACUUAGCCAAAUACUCCAGAAGAUCCCUUACUCCAAUACGGGAAGAAGAUACAAUCACAGAUAUGGUAAAAUCGUCAUUAAUCUGCCGCGAAUUAAAGUUUUGUCGCGACGAUCUCAGAAAAUUUAUUGACGAAUACGUUGUGAUCCAAGCUAAGGCUGUACAAAAUAUCCUUGCCGCGUUACUCGGUGAUCAAUUCAUCAUUAGUGAAUAUGAAAAUCAGUUAAAACUAGAAUUAGAACAUAUAAGAAGAAUCCUAAAACACGCUGACAAAAGGGUAAGCGAUGAAAACCUAACCGAAGCUUGGAUAAACGCAGUUAAAAAGAUCUGUAGUAAAUUCCAAGAAAUAGGGACGAGUGUCGCAUCUGAAAUUUUGCAGGUUGACAAAAAGAAACUAAAUAAGCAGCUCAAUCAGAAGCUAAUUUUAGCCACAAUCAUUGUUGAAAUGAGGUACUUGAAUAAACUCUGUGUAGAUAAUAACAUUUGCGUUGAGAAUUAUGAAUGUACAGUGGGUUUAACUACCAUAUUGGAGCAUUUUAAAACAAUGAACGAGACGAAAGUUCGUCUAUUCAUAAGAUAUUUCUAUGAAGCACUGUAUGAUACUUUGUUUUAUACGUGUUUAGCUGAAAGUACAGCUCAUGAGUUCCAAGUUGUAUUAAAUGAUAUGACAUAUUCUGAUAAUGUUCCAACUAAAGAAGUGCUUUCUGCUAUUCAGACAAUCGUAGCUGCUAGACUGGAUUUUAUAAAAUCGAAUAAAGAUGAGAAAUUAUCCCACGACGCCCUACUUCUUCACGCGAUUCUGUCUGACAUGGACCAUUUUUACGGUCACAAAUCGAAUCCUUUUGGUGUGUUUCUGAAUUAUUUCUUCGAAUGGACGGUAAGGGAUGAAAUCUAUUUGAGUAAGCAUAUGAGGCAGGUUUUGAAUGAAAUUGGAAAGGAAUUAAUUACGGUAUCGGACGAUUUGUUGUUGAAACUUGUGAGCGAAGUCAGGGUGUUUUUGGAGAUAACAGUAGAUCCAGAGAAGUAAGUUGAAUAAAGAGUAUGUAAUUCGCCGUGUUUUCUAU
This is a messenger RNA of Colias croceus (clouded yellow), 1233 nucleotides long. RefSeq lists its product as uncharacterized. The record is from RefSeq and is a predicted model, not a curated record. NCBI's taxonomy places the organism in Eukaryota, Metazoa, Arthropoda, Insecta, Lepidoptera, Pieridae. The coding region runs from base 36 to 1196 and encodes 386 amino acids. The transcript is spliced from 2 exons.